Ornithodoros turicata is the source of this 5267-nucleotide messenger RNA. RefSeq lists its product as uncharacterized. The transcript has 2 exons. The coding region runs from base 2160 to 4277 and encodes 705 amino acids. The record is from RefSeq and is a predicted model, not a curated record. NCBI's taxonomy places the organism in Eukaryota, Metazoa, Arthropoda, Arachnida, Ixodida, Argasidae.
CGCUGUCCUCUUUGGUGCGCUACGCCGGCUUUUUUGUGAAUAUUCUGCAGCUUAUUCAAUCGUCGUAAUGCAUCUUCCAAGCUGUGAAGUGAAUUGAAGGAAUUUCUACAGCCUCGCUAAAGUGCCCAUUUCACUUGUGGUGACAUCAGUAUGUGACGAAAGGAAAGUUAGGUAGCAAGCGAGCUUGUGGUGACAAUCCAUGACUUGAAAACCAGAGACGAGGUAGGGACGAUUAACAGACAAACACAAACAUGGUCUCAAACUCAGCUGAGUUUGAGACUGUGUUUAUGUUUGUCUGUUAUUGUCCCUACCUCGUCUCGGGUUUUCAAGUCAUGGAUCAGUAUUUAUGUGCUAAAGUCAUUACUACCACGAAAACUCAACACAAAUAUAAUUUUGGGUGUCAGAAAAUUUAAUGUUAAUUGUUAAGAUUGCAGAAGACAACCCUCUGUUUUUUGUUUUGUUUUUGGCAGCCUGUAUAAAGAGCCACAAUAAAAAUGCCAGACUGCAAAAUUCAGGAGAAAAAUGCCACAAUGAAUGACCAUAUUAGAACAAAGGGUUCUAUGCUAUUGCAGGACAACCACGGAAUUGAAUUAAGCAAAAUGACCUUGGGUAGACGGGCUGUUGGACAACGUAACUGCAUGACGUUCCGAAGAAUGCCAGACAUUUGUGGGGUGUCUUUCUUACUUUUUUUAAAGCAGCGGUCUACUCAGGGAAAGGGCAAAACUUGGUCAUUAACCAUAUCAAAACCUGGGCUUAGUCUUUCAUACAUAUUAAAGCCUAGUGUUGCCUCGUCACCAGGCAUGAGGGAUUUUAUCACAAUUUUUAAGAAUAUACAAAAUUACAAUUGCGUAUUAUUUUCUUCCAUGCACAUAACAUGUAGACUAUGUAUAAUUUACAAAUUAGCAAGUACCUGCUGAGUGGGAAAGUGGGUACACGUAUGUUGCUUGUAGAGUGUUGAGCUUUAUGCUCCAUAUAUUUCCGAGAAAUUAGAGCGAAUAGUUUUUCUAGCAAAAGUUAAGCAAAUAAUCAUUUAUGAAGCCACACAUGACAUUCGUGAUCAUCUAUUCCUACUAACCAGCUGGAUUUGCAUGUCACACAAUCAUUUGAGCACAUUCUACUCGUAAGCGGAAUGCAGAGAUGCAUUCAUUAGUUCAUAUUUGUUUUAUAGGUCCCAUUCAAUGAAACAUAUUCUUUUGCGUGGCCAUGAAAACAACAUCUGUGGCUGCGUUUAUGCUGCUGUGAUCUAAUUGAGUAAAUAAAUUUCAUUUUCUGAUGCAGUUCAAUUGAGUCGGAGUGUGUAUUUUUUCAUUCUGGUACAUGGGUACAUUUGGCCACCGGUAAGUUGCCAGGCAAUAUUUCUUUCACUCAGGUGAUAAUGACAGCAUUAUUAUGAAUCAAGAUUCCAGUAUUGUCUUAAUUUAGUUAUAGUUUAUCACUAAUUCUUUAGUUUAUCCAUGUUUCAUGUUGCUUAGUUAGCACAUUACACUUUUUCUAUGGAAUAGAAGGGGCACAGACAAAAGGAGUAACACAACAACUUCUUGAGAACUUUGUUCAUUUCUACACUCGUGUGUCUCAUUUAAUUUUUUUUAUACGCCACGUGCGCCACUAAGACAAUGUUUGUGUAUGGUAAGAAUUCCACAAUGUUCUGCUAGCAGGGCCUUGAUUUUGAUUUUUGUUAACUGUUUUUCCUUCAGAUUUCCUGUAGAUGAUUUAUUUACGUUUCAUGGAGUCUGUUCUUUUGUAACGCUUUCACUGAUGAGUACAUUAAUGAAGGAACAACUGUGCUAACAUAUGUCUGUGUUGCUUGUCUCACAGGUGCCACGCCGAACACAAAGAAGAUAUCAGAGAGCAGGUACUGUUUCCCAGGGGCACCCACUAUUAAGUAUUGUUGGUGAAAGCUCUUCAGAUGAAAAUGAAGCGCAACCUCAAGAUCAGCUGUUGACUACAGUGCCACAUAGUGACAACGUGACCAUCUCUUUCAACACAGCUGGCAGCACCUGUGAUGAACCAUGCGAAGGAACAUCAUUUUCUGAACCUGUGUCUACAACUGACAAUGAAAGUGAACUUGAAGAAGAUAAUAGUGCCUCCCAAGCUACUUUGGAAGAUCGUCCUCCUGGGGAGCCAUUAUACCCUGGCUCAGUUCUGACAAACAUUGAAGCAUGCCUGCUCAUAAUGACCCUGGUGACAAAGUUUUCCCUUACGAAGGAAUGUUUGGGACAGGUCUUAUACAUCAUUGGGAGCAUUCUGCCGUGCCCAAAUACUCUCCCCAAGACCUGCUUUACAUUUUCAAGCUGUUGUCUAGCUUUUCAACACACUCACGAACUGUAACUCAUUACUACUGUAAAGUGUGUAAUGCAUACCUGGGACAUGAGAAAUUGACAGAGUGCUCCUGUUGUGGGAACGAGAAGCACGGAACGUUCCUUUACGUACCACUUGCAGACACAUUACGUACCUUUCUCGAGCAGGAAAAAUUAUAUCUGUAUCUGGACUACCCAAAAGCAAGACAAAAGAAGAAAUCUAGUGCCUUUGAAGACCUAAUUGAUGGCAAGGCAUACCAUUAUGAGGAAGCCCAGCACUCUUGCAACACGAAUUUUUCUCUGUUUUGGAACACUGAUGGUGUUAAAGUGUUCAAAAGCUCUGGGGCAUCAUUAUGGCCACUUCACUGUGUGAUUACAGAGCUUCCUCCUCUCCUCCGCAAGAGGUUUCAAAUUCUGUCAUCGAUUUGGUUUGGCACUAAGCCACUUAUGAAUGCAUUCCUAAUGCCAUUCUGCCGAGAAGUGAGUGGGCUGUGCUCCUCUGGACUGAAAUGGAUUCACCCUGAAACUGGGAGGCAGAUGGUGUCGUACGUAUCAGCACAGGUUUGUUCCGUUGAUGCCGUAGCAAGAGCCAUGUUGCAAAACAUCAAGCAGUUCAACGGGAAAUAUGGAUGUUCGUUGUGUGAGCACCCUGGGCAGUCGCAUGUCAAAGAAUCAGGGUCAGGAAAGCACGUGCAUAUCUACCCUCCGGGAUCCACGUACCGCUUGCGCACGUCACAGGGAAUGAAAACGCAAGCCGUAAAAGCUGUGGAACAAAACAAAGUGAUCAAAGGUGUUAAAGGACAGUCGGUGUUGUGCCUGCUGCCACAUUUCGACCUCGCAGCCAGUUUCCCCGUAGACUAUAUGCACACUGUUCUCCUUGGUGUGGUACGCAUGUUUCUACUUAACUGGUUAGACAGCAAGCACAGGAAAAAGGUGUGGUACUUAGGGAGAUGUAAGCAAGCGAUUGACAUGCGGUUGAUGCAGAUAAAGCCACCGGACUUUGUCACAAGGACACCUCGGUUCAUUGCUGAGCGGAUGUAUUGGAAAGCCAACGAAUAUCGAUCGUGGCUCCUUUACUAUUCCCUUCCAGUGCUGUCUGGCAUUUUGCCGCAAGAACACUUCAGUCACUACAUGCUCCUAGUUGCUGCAAUUUAUUUGCUUCUUCAGGACUCUGUAUCACAGAAGGACCUGAAUUCUGCUGAGCUGUUCCUAAAGAAAUUUGUGAGCCGAGUUGGUGACCUCUAUGGAAGGGAGUUUUACACGUUCAAUAUGCAUCAACUUCCGCACGCAACGCUCUCCGUUCUAAGGUGGGGACCACUGUGGUCGACAUCAGCUUUUUCUUUCGAAGGUAGAAAUGCUGAGCUUUUGCGAAUGGUUCAUGGAACGCAAAACAUUGCUAAGCAGUUAGCGUCGUUAGCCGGAGUUGGCAACGCACUGGCAUGUCUGGAAAAUCGUGCUAGAAUGUCAACCCUGGCAGGCGCUAUUCUCAGACAGUUACAAGGAGUGCACUUUUCUAAAGCAUCAUGUGACAGUGGAAAAAUCCUACUCCAUGGAAAGCCCUGCAGGCCCAGUGGUGACGUCCUUUCAGCUAUUUCGUCUCUUCAACAGUCAGGAAGCAACUUGAGAAUAUAUAAAAGGGCUACCAAGGGAACUUGUACCUUUAUCUCGAAGAUUUAUGAGGGCCAGUCACGUCGAAAUAACUACACAGUAACAUUCAGAACAGAACGUGAAGCUAGGUAUGCUAAUAUUUUUUGCUUUGCACAAGACAGUGGUGAAGUGUAUGUAUUGCUACAGGAACUGUCUAUUCAAAGUGAGAGACUGUUUCGAGAUAGGAACAUGGACAUAGUCUUGCCACACUUGAUUCCGGUCAGUAACACUGAACAGUUUCUCAUGAUUCCUGCGACACUUCCUUUGGUGAAAUGUGUGCGUGUGUUGAACUAUGUGUGUGUACGACCCAAUACUGUGGAACAGAACCUCUAAAUACGUCAGUGCACUAAUCUGCCAUUUAGAAAUACAGUCGUGCCUGGUUAACACGGUCACUUUUGUGUCUGAAAAAAAAACUGUUCAUAAAGAGAGUCAUCCACAUAUCGAAGCCUGCGGAAAUAACAAAAUAAUGACAAUAUAAGAAACAGUCAGCAAUUAGUAGAGCAGGAAAAGUCAGCCAGUAGACUAUGGCUUUCGGUAAAAAAGAAUAAAUAAGCAGAAAGAUGAAGACGUUGGGUACAGGGACGUAUAUGGGAGUGUAUGGAGAGUUCUGUGUGGCUCACAUAAUGAGUGCUUGCUCACAUAUAGCGCAUUUCACAAGUUGCAAUGAUGUAAGGUUUUUAAAAUGUCGCCAACACAAUGAGCCUGUCCUUUGGAAUCUGUUGUUUGACCAAGCUCACACUAAGCUUCUCCCUCCCCUGAGUGUUGAUGAACUGACAAAGCAAGGAAUGUGAAAGACCAUGUUGCUUCCCUAUGUACAAUAUUUAAACUGCCGUACAUAUUACAGAUCCGUUCAAUUCAUGUCUAUACUGUUCAUAAUAGCGAGACAAAAAUACAUAGGCCGUAUAGGUUUCAUGCCUUGCUGCACUGUCCAUCUUCUGAGAAGAGAGUUUUCAUACUCUUUUUUUUAAUUCUGUGUUAGCGCCGCGAAGCAACUGUGACUAUGAGUGGCAUGGACAGAUGGAGAGAGGACAGCAGGAAGGACUGUGGGACAGAGGCAUUAGCGUGCAUGUUUGGACGAUAUUCAAGGGGGGGGGUCAUACUAGCCAGGCGUAACUGUAUUGAAUAACUCUGGCACCCACAAAAAUAGUCGAUAAUUCAAGUUGUCCAUAGAGAUUGGGUCCAUAUUAGCGAGGCACAGCUGCUCAUGACUUCUUCUGUCGGAGAACUUGCACGUUCGUUCCUACCCAUACUGUUGUGUAGCGUAAGAUGAUUUUUGCUGUUGUGUCUGUUGUAUGUAAAAUCAAUCCAUAAAUAUCAGGAUAU